Messenger RNA from Linum tenue, 348 nucleotides. The record is from the annotation of a GenBank genome assembly. NCBI's taxonomy places the organism in Eukaryota, Viridiplantae, Streptophyta, Magnoliopsida, Malpighiales, Linaceae.
CGAUUACUAGCGGCGGUCGUUCUGACGACGGUGAUACGAGGUCCGGUCGUCGGGGAGAGGAUUCAGGUCACCAACAAGUUAGAGCUGGAGAUGGCGGUGAUAGUGCACUGCGCAUCCAAAGACGACGAUCUAGGAGGCCGGCCCCUCGACUUCAAUGCCUCGUACGCUUGGCGUUUCGAGCGGAACUUCUUCUGGGGGACGGUUUUCUGGUGCCACGUGGCGUUUCGGGGUAGCCGUCUUUCCUUCACCGCGUACGAUCAAGGCCAACUUGGGGAUAUCCAGGACUACGAUGUGCGCAGUGACGGGGUUUCUGGGACCGACCUUCAAACCGGCCAACUAGUUCACUGA